AGCACCGCCUCGCUUCCGGGCCGUGACCUUCGCCGGGCGGGUGAGGCGGCGCGGCGCGGUCUGCGGCCUUCCCCCCGGCGGUGCCGGUGCAGCAGCCCCGCCGCCCCGGUGCUUUGGGGCCGGGUCGCAGCCGGCCGGGGCGCGCUCGGACACACCGGCGUUUGCGUUCAGGUCGGCAGCGAAGAUGGCGGCGCCAACGAUGGAGGAGAGGAAGGCCUGCUGGGGCGCCCGGGACGAGUUCUGGCAGUGCAUGGACAACCACGGGGAUGAUGCUUCCAAGUGCGAGAAGCUGCGGCUGUCCUUCGAGUCUCUGUGCCCGCAGCAGUGGGUUAAAUAUUUUGACAAAAGAAGAGACUUUUUAAAAUACAAAAAGCAGCUUGAAACAGAAGGGUAUCAUCCUCCAGAAGCUGCUGGGAAGUCCUAGCUACUCUGCUUUCAAGAUUAAUCUAGUGAGAAUAACUGGAAGGAAAAGGCACGAGAAAGUGACAGAAGCUGCUUCAGCUCAAGAACUGGUAACCCAACUGUCUUCCUGAAAUGCACGCUGCUGCUCCUGUUGCAAGGUCUCAGGUGUCUGCUGGAAAAAGAUGGUCAUGGACAGCUUUUUCAUGAGAAUAAGGCAAAGAAAUAUGGUGCAGGGCUGUUCAAAAAUUAAGGUUUUGAAUGUGUAAUUAGUCAAAUUGUUCCAUGGGAAUAAAUGAUUUUUUGGUAGUGUAAUAUACAUAAUUCUGAAGAGAACAAUAAAAUUGUUUUUCAGUAAGUUAACCAGCUUUUCCUUAAGAUAAAAAGUCUGUUCCAGCUUGUCAAAACUCGUCAAAAGGAGGUGGUGGUAUAAUAUAAUUUCUAUUUGUCAUUAAACUGUAUUUUAAAAUA
Molecule: messenger RNA, 870 nt
Organism: Strigops habroptila (Kakapo)
Lineage: Eukaryota; Metazoa; Chordata; Aves; Psittaciformes; Psittacidae
Product: cytochrome c oxidase assembly factor 6 homolog
Exons: 2
Coding region: 185-424 (79 amino acids)
Biological process (GO): respiratory chain complex IV assembly
Cellular component (GO): mitochondrion; respiratory chain complex IV
Source: RefSeq, a predicted model, not a curated record